UCAACGUUGAAAUUUUAAUGAUGUGCAAGAGCAAUAAUAAUAAAAAUAAAGGAAAAUGAGUUAAUAUUUUGAUUGAAAAAUUAAAAAAAUAAAUUAAAGUUUUGUUUACAUUAAAAAAAUUAUUAAAAAUAUAAAUACAGUUUGAAAAGGUUUAAUUUUUUAUUUGAAAAUUUUUGCUAUAAAAAAAAAUAAGGAAGAUAAAAUAUUAUGGAGAUUGUAGUACCGAAGCAAGACUUUAAUACACAUUAUAAUAAUGUUUUAAUAAAAUAUCAGAUACCAUUUGAAAUUAAAAAUGAUAUAAUUUAUUGUCAGAAAGCGUUAAGGACUUAUUUGAAAGUUCACCAGAUGGUUAUCAUAAAUUAUGGACAAAAACUAACAACGGCUCUAUCGGCCGUUCGAAAAUUAUUGGAUGACUUGGAAAGAGAAAUAUAUGAAAUAAAUGCUGAACAAGGAUUCCUAAUAUAUCGCCUUCGUAAAUCACUUGAUGACUUUUAUAAAUCACUUCCUGUAAAUAAUAUUAUUAUUGAUCGAGAUGCUGAUAACACAUUUUUACGACAUACAUUUUCAAAAUAUGUAGAUGAUCCAAAUUAUCCAUGUGAAGCAAUUACAGUAAAAACUCGGAAAUCAUUUAAUCAAUGGAAAAAAAAAUUUUCUUUAGAUGAUCCAAAACGGAUAUUGAAUGUUAAAAAUCCUGUUUUAAAUAAUGCUACUAAAAUAAAUUUUUCAUCUUGUAAUGGUAACAGUAAUGCGAAUGUUAAUGGCUUACCACAGAAACAAAGAGUUUCAUUAUUGAAACCAAAAUGCGAAAGAGAUUUAACAAAUUUAAAUGAUUCAAAUCAGAGUUUAGAUAUAAAAAAUGAAGAUGAUAGUCUGUCAAAUGAAAAUGAUAAAAUAAUUUUAAAUAACGAUACUACUAAUACCGUACUUGAAAAUGAUGAAAAACCAGAAUUAAAAAUUGAAUCCAAAGUUGAAGAUCAGUCUUCGAUUGCACUUAAGCCAUCUCCAGCUAUGAAUAUUGGUAGAAUGAAAUUAUUGCAAGCAUUAAAUAAAGCUAAAAAUCAGAAGGAUACACCAACAAGCCAAUCACCAGCAUCUACAGGUAAAGCGGUCGCUGCUGCAAUCAAAAUAACUCAAAAGUCUCCUGAGCAACAAAAGAAUUCAAAAUAUGCUGACGUAUUAUCGUCUUCAGACGAUUCUUUAGAUGGAAUUAACGCUUUGCCACCAAUUGAGCCAGAAAAACAAGAAAUAUCUGAAAUAAACCAAGAAAUGUUUUUAAGGCAAUUCGGAUUGUAUACGUUGCAACAUAGCGCAUAUUUAAAGCAACGUAGAUCAAAAAGACGACGCCGCAAUGUUCAAUUUAAUGAACGCAAAGAUUUUCAUUAUGGCACAUUAAAUUUUGCAGCUAUUGAUGCACAAACAGCAACUUAUCCAAAAGAGAAAAAAAAGAAAAUAUUUUUGGUAUCCCCAACAAUUUCGCGAAGAGCCGCCAAACGUCGACGAAGUGCUAAAGAUGAAAUUAUUAAUAAUAAAAAUAAUAAAUCAGAUCGUUCUUCAAUGUCUUCCCCAGAUGAAAAACUUUUUUGCAAUGUAUGUUUUCGUAAUAAUGAAUUAUUGGUACUGAAUCGUUGCAAGAAAUGCAAGCAAAAUUAUCAUACUUCUUGCCAUUCAAAAAUAUACUUUAAUACCACUAAAAAAAUUUGUCCAGUUUGUCUUAGAGCUAAAAAAACGUCUCGUUCUGCUAGCUCCGAAGAUUUUACCAGAGAAAAUAAUGGAAAUAGGUCGAAAUCAGGUGAAAAUAAAAUUAGGCGAUCCUCUCUGAUAGAUCGAUGCAAUGAAUUAAAACAAAAAUAUGCGACAGCACAAAUUCAUCAAAACAAUUUAUUGAAAGAAAGCGAAGCCUACAAAACAAAAAUGAAUGAAUUGUUUAAUAUUGUAGAUACUAUAAAAAAUCAACAAACGGACAAUGAAGAAACUACACCCGAAACAGUUGUUUUUUCAAUUGAAAUAUCAGAUGAAGAUGGUGAAGUAAUGGAGAAUGAUGAUAUGGACAGCAGUGAAAAGGAUUCUCAAUUAUCAGUUAAUUUUCAGGAAAAUUCCGAAAAGGAACAAAUAAAUCAAGUUAUUUUACCGCAAACUAACGAUGGUAAAGAUCAUGAUCAUGAUAAAUCGAAUGGUACUGAUAGCAGUUGUGAACCUGUAGAUAGUGAUGAAGAAAUUUUAGUUAUUAAAGAGGAUGCAAAUGUUGUAGAAAUUGAAGAUGCACUUGAGGCAGUUGAUAGUGAUGAUAUCGCAAUGGCAGAAUAGUGUUUUUCUUUUCGUUUUUUUUUUUUUUUUUUCAAUAUCGAGUUUUUUGCCACUUUAUUAAAAUUUUAUUGUAAAAUUAUUUAUUUUUGCUCCUAAAUUAUAAUUAAUUUACAAAAUUAUAAAUUUUUAUUUAAAAAAGUAACAUUUACAUAUAUAUAUUUAUCUAUAUACAUACUAAAUUUGCUUGUUCACAAAUAUAACUUUGAUUUUUUUGAAAUUAUAAUAAUUAAAGCUCCAAUAAAUCAUAUUUUGCCUGUUAUUAUUGUAUCAAAAUUUUUGUUAAGUUAGAUUUAAGAUUAUAUUCAAUAUAUUAUUUUUUAGUUUACUAAUUUCAAACAUAAUAUGUAUUUUUUGUUUAGCAAAGUUAUUUAAAAUAAGAUCUCAGCAUGGAAAUUUUUUUUUUUUGUUAUG
Condylostylus longicornis is the source of this 2715-nucleotide messenger RNA. RefSeq lists its product as uncharacterized. The record is from RefSeq and is a predicted model, not a curated record. The transcript is spliced from 5 exons. Bases 208 to 2304 code for a protein of 698 amino acids. NCBI's taxonomy places the organism in Eukaryota, Metazoa, Arthropoda, Insecta, Diptera, Dolichopodidae.